This is a messenger RNA of Adineta steineri, 963 nucleotides long. The record is from the annotation of a GenBank genome assembly. Lineage: Eukaryota; Metazoa; Rotifera; Eurotatoria; Adinetida; Adinetidae.
AUGUCGUCCAAUAACAGUGCAGUUAAUCAGCUGAACGCAGCAACAUCGAUAGUUGUAUUGGUAGCAUCAGCUGUCCAUAUUAUAUCAGGUGCAAUCGGUCUUACAUUUAAUAUUUUUAUUUUUACUCGGCCAACUCUGCGUGAUGAACCAAGUUCACUUUAUUUUUUUUCGUCAACAUGUUUCAGUUUGUAUCUUGUAUAUGUAGCCAUGCCUUUGCGUGUUCUUGCCAAUAGUUUUAAUAUAGAUAUGACUAAUUACAAUCUUGGCCUUUGUAAAAUAGCAAACUUUUCCUUUUAUUCAGCACGUUCAACAUCCUGCUGGUUCAUUGCUUUAGCGUGUGCUGAUCGGUUUUGUCACAGUUCAGCAAGUGCAGCUAUUCGUCGAAUGAGUUCGAUAAAGAUAGCUAGAUGGACAGUAGUAAUUACAAGUGUCACAAUAACUCUUUUGUAUGGCCACAUGGUCGUUUACUAUGAAAUAACAAAUGUAUCAGAUCGAUUUGGUAAUAUCACACCGUUAUGUAAUGGUCGAAAUGGUAUUUAUCGUACAUACCUUGGAUUCUGGUAUAUGGUUUUGUAUUCACUUUGCCCAUCUUUCUUUAUGCUUCUCUUUGGUUUUCUUACAUUGAACAAUAUUCGUCAACGUCGUCAAGUAGUUCCAACAGUAGCUAGAAGAAAUCAACUUGUUCGACGCACAGACAAUCAACUUUUACGCAUGUUAAUUGCUCAGGUGUUUGUGAUCAUUGUUGCUACUCUACCACUCUCUGUUUAUCAAGUCUACGCAGCAUUUACUGGUAAUUUUUCGAAAAGUACACUUCACCUUGCUCAAGAAAAUUUAGCAGCACGAGUUGUAGGUGUAAUGACAUACUUUGCACAUACAAGUAGCUUUUAUUUAUAUACAUUGGCAGGUACAGUUUUUCGCAAAGAACUCCGUAAAAUCAUUGGACAAUGCUGGAAUCGAAAUUAA